Molecule: messenger RNA, 1419 nt
Organism: Paraglomus brasilianum
Lineage: Eukaryota; Fungi; Glomeromycota; Glomeromycetes; Paraglomerales; Paraglomeraceae
Source: the annotation of a GenBank genome assembly
AUGUCAGCAAAACAAUAUCCCGCACUCGAGACUUACUUAACCAGAACUGCAGUUAGUUCUGUGUCAUACUUGGAGUUUUUGGAAUCGAACCGUUCUUUAAUUGUCAAAACACCUCCGUUGACGGAAGAUUGGAGAGGACUCAAUGGUGCGUGGUACAACCGAUACUUGCAAACAUCAAAAAGAUUAAACUUACCACCAACGGUGCUAGUCGCAGAAGAGGAUACUCGUUCGUAUUGGGAAGGAGUGAUAGAUGAAUGCAAGAAGGCAGCUGUGGGGGAGAAUGUUGGUGAUGAAAUAGUGGACGAAUGCCAACAAUCAUCGAAAAGACUCAAGGAGGAUGAACAAGGACAAUGUAACGGAACUUUAAACAUUGAAUCAAAAAAGAGAAAAUCUACUGAAAUUGACAAGUCAGAUUCUACUAGAAUCGAUAAGUCAGACACUACAAAAAUUGACAAGUUAAAUGCAACCAAUAUUACUAAAAACAAUGAAGAUAUCUGCGAUAUCACUGAUGGUGAACAAGUCGAAAAACAUAAUCUUGAGAAAAGCUGGGAGUUUGAACAACCAAUUCCUGACUGGCUCAGGCAAAUUCAUCAACAUCGUGAAAAUCUCACCACCAAAACUGACUUAACUGACUUUGAAUCACUGUCUCGGGUAACAGAAACCGAGAGUUUACUUUCUAAUCUUCCAUUGGACUGGGAAGUGUUAGAACCACCAGUUGAAAGAUGCUUGCACUCAAUUGCAAGAUUGGAUAAGAAAGGAUUAAAGAAGACUUUGACUACUGCAAACAAAGUCGAAGAUGAAAAUCCUUUCCUUGACUCCCCACCUACUGAAAUCACAACUGCCGAUAAUGUUGUUCAAGAUGGAGAUUAUAAACACCCAGAUGUCUGUUACAUUAUUGAACUUCUUCGUUAUACGCACAAUAUGAUUGAUAGAAAAAUACCGCAACAGGAAAAUUCAGAACGGGAUAUUGAUGUAAUUUUCAAGUCCCACUUGUUUUCUUGUUUUGAUGACAUUAUGGACUCGCAUUUUGGAGAGAUGGUUUCCAGAGCUUCACAACAACGCCAUACUCAAGCAGUUGGUGCUUCUGAUAAAGCAGAAGGUUAUCACUUAGAUUGGCUUUUUACGAAACACAAUCUUGCAAAAGACCUUACAUGGGGGAGAGAAUUCUCACUGUGUGAAAGAGCAGGUUCAAAAAUUGAAAACGGUGGUGGAGGUGUUCCUGUCAAAGUCAUUCAAGCUUUCCGGAAACUGCUUCUGCCCGGAUUUAUCUCAUCUCGAUUUUUUAUUCGGAUUUUGUUAAAUGUGUACAUUGGUGGCAAAUACCAUGGAUCUAUCAUGCUAGCAGAAUUUGAUGUACCCACUCAAUUUGAUGAAAUGAGCAAGAUUGUAACAAUAGCAAGGAUGAUGUUGAACGUUAAG